UCGUUUCGGCUCGGCAACGCACGGAAAGGAUAGGAAAGACCUGCAUCCAAACGGAGCUACUAAAACCCUAACCCCAGAAAUAGCCGAUUCUGCGCCGUCUUUCAUAUAUUAAGAACAACAUUCGUUCGCUGGUCGGAGGAGAGAGAGAGAGUGAUCGAGACGGCCGCCGGAGAGCCCGUCAACAAUGUCGAAGCGAGGUAGGGGAGGUUCCGCUGGGAACAAAUUUAGGAUGUCGCUAGGUCUACCUGUGGCGGCUACAGUGAACUGUGCUGACAAUACAGGAGCUAAGAACCUUUAUAUCAUUUCGGUGAAGGGGAUCAAGGGCCGCCUCAACCGUUUGCCAUCAGCUUGUGUUGGUGAUAUGGUCAUGGCGACAGUCAAGAAGGGAAAACCUGACCUCAGGAAGAAGGUGCUACCUGCUGUUAUUGUUAGGCAGCGCAAGCCAUGGCGCCGAAAGGAUGGUGUCUUCAUGUACUUUGAAGAUAAUGCUGGUGUCAUCGUGAACCCCAAAGGAGAGAUGAAGGGUUCUGCUAUCACAGGUCCAAUUGGAAAGGAAUGUGCUGAUCUCUGGCCCAGAAUUGCAAGUGCUGCUAAUGCUAUUGUUUGAGUGUGUCAAAUCAAGUGAAUUGAUUUUGUUUUUAUCCUUCGAUAGACUAGGAUUUUAAGAUUCGAUUUCAUUCUGGGAUUAACUUAUUUUAUCUCGAGAAAAAAUUAUCGUUAAGAGUUUUGGUUGAUAUUAUAUUUAUGCCUCAGAUUUGAUUUCUAGAAACCCAUCCAAACUACUUCUAUCAGUAUGCCUGCAGGUCAGAGAAGGAAAUGAUUGGGAGAAAACCUUGUCAUUUCUCGACUUUGCAGCAGGGUUGGGGUUGGUGGAUAUGGAUUAUCUCGGGAAUUAACAAGGUACUUGAGUUUUGAACAGAAUUUCCCCACUUGUAAAUUUCAAAUAUAUAGCUAGGAAGAGAGAAACAAAUGAGGAAUUUCUGUUGCAUGGUUUGUUUGGAUUCUUCCUGCU
Molecule: messenger RNA, 1012 nt
Organism: Benincasa hispida (wax gourd)
Lineage: Eukaryota; Viridiplantae; Streptophyta; Magnoliopsida; Cucurbitales; Cucurbitaceae
Product: large ribosomal subunit protein uL14x/uL14z/uL14y
Biological process (GO): translation
Cellular component (GO): ribosome; cytosolic large ribosomal subunit
Molecular function (GO): structural constituent of ribosome; large ribosomal subunit rRNA binding
Source: RefSeq, a predicted model, not a curated record